UAUGCCCCGCCUUUUAACUUUGACACAUACAAUGAAAUCCUUCGUAGCUCUUUUCGUCGUCGUGGCCGCCGUUGCCGUCAACGCCGUCUCUGUAGAGAAAGACGCCACAAUUCUCAAACAAGACGCCGAAGUCCAACAAGAAAAGUACGCUUACGCAUUUGAAACCAGCAAUGGUAUUAAAGGACAAGAGUCUGGUUAUGUCAAAAACGUAGGACUGGAAAACGCAGCCAUUGAAGUUCAGGGCUCUAACGCAUACACUGGUCCAGAUGGCAAGUACUACGCCCUGACCUACAUUGCCAAUGAAAAUGGAUACCAACCUCAGGGUGAACAUCUUCCCGUUACUCCUGAACCUCAGCAAAUCCCAUACUACAUCCUGGAGGCAAUUGAGUACAUCAAGACCCAUGCACCAAAGGUCCCAGUUUCCAAGGAGUAAUUUUAGGGCUUAGUGAAUUACGAUGUGUACAUUACUUCUAGUCGAGCAUUUAUAAUGGAUCAGUAAAAGUUCUUAUCCA
Messenger RNA from Melitaea cinxia (Glanville fritillary), 512 nucleotides. RefSeq names its product cuticle protein CP14.6-like (gene CPR3). Gene Ontology annotation, molecular function: structural constituent of chitin-based larval cuticle. NCBI's taxonomy places the organism in Eukaryota, Metazoa, Arthropoda, Insecta, Lepidoptera, Nymphalidae. The record is from RefSeq and is a predicted model, not a curated record. Gene Ontology annotation, cellular component: chitin-based extracellular matrix. The transcript is spliced from 4 exons. Bases 2 to 433 code for a protein of 143 amino acids.